ACGUGUUUCAAGCAAACACGACAAACAAAAAGAUAAGAACAUCUAGUAAAGUGAAUCGAGUUGAUCAUCAUGCAACUCAAAACCAUGACAUUUCAUUAUAUUCUCCUGCUGCUGUUCGCAUUGCCACUGAUCAAAACGACAUCAAUAUCUCCAGGAAAACAAGCAGAAUCACUCAUCAAAUGGAAAGACGACUUGUCUUCAUCAUCAUGGCCACCUUCGCUACUCAAUUCAUGGUCCCUCACCAACCUCAACAACCUCUGCAACUGGACUGCCAUUGUCUGCACCAAAACCAGAAGAGUCUCCAAAAUAAACCUCUCCGGUAUGAAAAUAUACGGAACACUGGCUCUUUUCGACUUUUCCCUAUUUCCAAAUCUCACCCACUUGAACCUGAGUGGCAACUAUUUCCGAGGGCCUAUACCAUCUGCCAUUGGAAAUCUCUCCAGGCUCACAACUUUGGACUUUGGCAACAACCAAUUCUCUGGCCCAAUUCCGGACAGUAUAGGUUUGAUUUCUGGUCUUCAAUAUAUUGACCUGAGUUCGAAUGUUCUGGAACGGAAAAUUCCACCCUCUACAGGCAAACUCAGGGAGCUCCAGUACCUUGAUCUUUCAGCCAACUCCUUAAACUCUUCUAUCCCUUAUGAGCUUGGUCUUUGUACAAACCUCACCCACUUGUCCCUGUCUUCCAAUAACCUCAACGGGGAACUGCCUCUGUCCUUGUCCAAUCUGAAAAGCCUCGUUCAAUUGGAUUUACAUAAUAAUCGAUUUGUUGGUCAUAUCCUUCCUUCUCUGGUCUCCAACUGGACGGAAUUAGUCUCUUUGAACCUUCAACAAAAUAACUUUAGCGGAACCAUUUCAGCAGAAAUUGGGCUGUUGACACAAUUGCAGUAUCUAUGGCUUUAUUCCAACGAAUUCAGCGGAGAGAUUCCUCAGAGUCUAGGCAAUUUAUCUAAGCUUAAUGUACUCUAUUUGUUCGAUAACCACUUGACAGGAGAGAUUCCUCAUAGUCUAGGCAAAUUGACUCAGCUUCAGCUACUCGAUUUGUCUGGUAACCACUUGACAGGAGAGAUUCCUCAGAGUCUAGGCAAAUUGACUCGGCUUCUGGGACUCUAUUUGAAGCAUAACCACUUGACAGGAGCGAUUCCUCAGAGUCUAGGCAAUUUAUCUCAACUUAGGCGCCUCGAUUUGUCUGCUAACAACUUGACAGGAGUGAUCCUAUUGGUUUCAGGCUUAACAGGUUUGUUCGACUUGGAUCUCAGCAGCAAUUCACUAUCGGGUGCAAUACCAUCAGAAUUGCGCAUGCUCACAAGAUUACAGUAUUUCAACGCCUCACAUAAUAAUCUCUCAGGCGAAAUCCCAUCAGCAUUAGAUCACAUGUUUACUCUAAGUAGCUAUGACUUUUCUUAUAACAAAUUGACAGGGCCACUCCCAACUAGUGGCAUUUUCAAUAAUGCGCCAAAAAGUGCUUUUGUUGGUAACCUUGGCUUGCGGAGUCAUGAGGGACUAACUGAAAGUAAAUCCUCCAGUACAAAUUCCAAAAGUGCUAAAAAGAAUAUAGUAUCUGUUUUCCUUUUUUCCUUAUUGGGUUUCGCAACGGUUGCAAUUGCCAUUGCUUUCUUUCUUACGUUUCACAAGAGGUCCAAAAUCCGGCCUCAGGUAAUCAAAACUUCUCAAAACUUUGAGGAUUAUGAGUCAAUGAUAUUGCAAGAAGAAGUGAAAUUCACAUUUCGGGAAGUUGUCAAGGCCAUAGACGACUUUCAUGACAAACACUGCAUUGGGAGAGGCGGAUUUGGAAGAGUAUACAAGGCAGAGCUCGAAUCAGGUCAAGUUGUUGCAGUGAAGAGGCUUAACACGAAUGACUCUAAUGACAUUCCAGCAAUUAAUCUCCGAAGUUUUGAGAAUGAAAUCCGAACUUUGACAACUAUCCGACAUCGCAACAUCAUAAGGCUAUACGGCUUCUCUUCAAGGAGGGGUUGCAUAUUCUUGCUUUACGAAUACUUACAGAGAGGCAGCCUUGGAAAAGCAUUGUAUGGGGUGGAAGGGGUUACUGAACUUGGGUGGCCAACAAGGGUAAAAAUUAUGGAAGGACUUGCUCAUGCACUUUCUUACCUGCACCAUGACUCCUCACCACCAAUUGUUCAUCGUGAUGUAACUGUCAAUAAUGUAUUGCUUGAGCAGGAUUUCGAGCCUCGACUCUCAGAUUUUGGAACAGCAAGACUGUUGAGUAUUGAUUCAUCCAAUUGGACCAACAUUGUUGGUUCGCUAGGAUACAUGGCGCCAGAGCUUGCAUAUAUUAUGCAGGUGACGGAUAAGUGUGAUGUUUAUAGCUUCGGAGUGGUGGCACUAGAAGUCAUGAUGGGAAGGCACCCCAGGGAUAUGUUAGAGUCCCAACUAUCAGAAUCAUCAACGUCAAUGAAUGAAAAUGCAAAGUUGCUUUUGAAAGAUGUGUUAGAUCAAAGACUAGAGCCUCCAACCAAUGAAUUGGCAAAGGCAGUGGUGCUUGUAAUGAGUAUAGCAUUGGCUUGUAUACAGACGCGUCCUGGGUUGCGUCCGACAAUGCAUUUUGUGUCACAGAAACUAUCAGCGCAGAGUCUUCCUUGCCUUCCUGAGCCAUUUGGUAUGCUUACCAUCAAGAAGUUAUCGACCCUAUAAAACUAGGAGAAAUGGGUAGCUCCAACUUCAGAUUAGAAUUCUUGCUACGAGCAAUCUAUCAAAUAAGGAGAUGUUGGGGAAAUUUAUUUUAUUAUUUUUAUUUUUAAUGUUUACAACGAGCUUCAUAACAUGUAUUUGAUAUCUACACCGCCCUCAUUACUAGUGUGUUUCAAAUUGUGUGGCUGAAACAUAUAGCGUUCAGCUUUUUGAAA
This is a messenger RNA of Pyrus x bretschneideri (Chinese white pear), 2861 nucleotides long. Its product is annotated as MDIS1-interacting receptor like kinase 2-like. NCBI's taxonomy places the organism in Eukaryota, Viridiplantae, Streptophyta, Magnoliopsida, Rosales, Rosaceae. The transcript is spliced from 3 exons. Gene Ontology annotation, biological process: protein phosphorylation. The coding region runs from base 70 to 2649 and encodes 859 amino acids. Gene Ontology annotation, molecular function: protein binding; protein kinase activity; ATP binding. The record is from RefSeq and is a predicted model, not a curated record.